This is a messenger RNA of Hyaena hyaena (striped hyena), 1050 nucleotides long. RefSeq names its product heme binding protein 1 (gene HEBP1). The transcript has 4 exons. Lineage: Eukaryota; Metazoa; Chordata; Mammalia; Carnivora; Hyaenidae. Bases 87 to 656 code for a protein of 189 amino acids. The record is from RefSeq and is a predicted model, not a curated record.
CCAGCCCGCCGCCCGCCGCCCGACUCGCCCUGUCCGCCCCUGCAGCCCGGCGUCCGUAGGUGCGUCCGGAGCGCCGCAGCCUCACCAUGCUGGGCAUGAUCAAGAACUCGCUGUUCGGGAGCGUAGAGACGUGGCCUUGGCAGGUCCUGAGCAAAGGGGGCAAGGAAGAAGUCUCCUACGAGGAGAGGACCUGUGAAGGCGGGCAGUUUGCCACGGUGGAAGUGACGGACAAGCCCGUGGAUGAGGGUCUGCGCGAAGCCAUGCCCAAGGUCAUGAAGUAUGUAGGGGGCACCAACGACAAGAGAAUCGGGAUGGGCAUGACAGUGCCUAUUUCCUUUGCCGUGUUUCCAAGUGAGGAUGGCUCCCUACAGAAGAAAUUAAAAGUCUGGUUCCGGAUUCCAAACCAGUUUCAGAGCAACCCGCCAGUUCCCACCGAUGACAGCGUUAAGAUCGAGGAGAGGGAAAGCAUCACCGUCUAUUCUCUCCAGUUUGGCGGUUAUGCCAAGGAGGCCGACUACGUCGCGCACGCCACUCAGCUGCGGGCCGCCUUGGAGGGCACAGCCACCUGCCGGAGUGACCUCUACUUCUGCACUGGGUACGACCCUCCCAUGAAGCCCUACGGACGCCGCAACGAGGUCUGGCUGGUGAAAGCAUGAGGAAUGCUCUGACUUAGACCUUCUGGACGUGUGUUUCUGUGUCCACUUCCUCGGGGGAGAGGGAGGAGCAAAAGCUUAACCAACUUUCCUCCUGAGCCCUUCACUGCCAGUUUCCUGAAAUCAGCGUAUUCUGUCUCUGCUUUUUCUCGUGGUGGGAAGCAAUACAGCCCGGGCAUCCUUCUAACUGACUUAGAAAGCUCUGUGGUAGCCCAGAAAAAAAACAUCAGCCACUCUUUCCCAGCUCUCUGGGCCACUCAGAACGGCUUUUUCAAAAGUAUCGAACCUGUAUUUUUGCUAAUGAGGGAAAAAUGUGAUCUGUGCAUGAUCUUUCAUCGUGGUUCCUAUAAGAUCUUUGAAAAGACACUGAAAAUAAAGAUCUUUGAUUGAAACAGCU